Molecule: messenger RNA, 2520 nt
Organism: Besnoitia besnoiti
Lineage: Eukaryota; Apicomplexa; Conoidasida; Eucoccidiorida; Sarcocystidae
Exons: 12
Coding region: 1-2520 (839 amino acids)
Source: RefSeq, a predicted model, not a curated record
AUGGUGCUUCUCGCGCUCGAUGAGUUCUUCCGGUCUUUCUUCCUCUUCAACGCACAGCCGCGCGACGCGCCUCCCUCCGCGUCCGCCGCGGCGCCCGCGCCGUUUCGCCGACCCACUUCGUUCCUCGUCUUCUGUACUCCCGAGGUCGACAGCAUCUGCUGCUGCCAGCUGAUCUCCUCCUUCCUCAACUCUCGUCUCCUGUUUCUGGACAGCCAGUGGGACUUUGGCAACGUUGCCUUCGACAUCGAGGUCGUCUCGGGGAUUCCGGACGUGCUCGCAUGGGUCGAUAGGCACCUGGCGUACGCGCGCGGCGAGUCUGCGUCGGCGUCUCCGUCGCUGCCGUCGUCGUCCGCGUACCGGCUGCCGUUCUACGACCGAAUUCUCUUCAUCGGCCUGGGCGGCCUCGCAGACGAAGACGAGCUGGAUGCAGACGAGCGGGGAGAAGAAGACACCGCCAGCCGCGCGGAUCGCAGCCAGACGGCGACGCUCUUCGCGGCUGUCACAGAUCUCUUUCUGCACAGAGCUGUGCGUCUAGAGGCCCUCGAGGAGCUGCGAAAGGAGAAACGACGCGAGCGAAUCGCCCGCCUCCGCAGACGCCCCUACGGGCUCUUCACUCCCGCAAGAGGGGACGCGGCGGACGGCGCGGCAGGCGACAGCCAAGACGAGCUCCGCGACCGAGCGGACGGCGGCCGCGGGGGAGAAGAGAACGCAGCAGGCGCCGCUAGAGCGGCGGCUCUGACGCCUGAAGAUGAGCAGUGCGUGCAGAGACUCGAGGCGAAAAUCCGGAGCGGCGUCAAAAUUGCGGUUCUCGACUCCCGACGGCCUGUUCACACCACGCUGAUACGCGAUUGCCGGUGGAUGAUGCCUAUGGAGGUUGCCGAGCAAGAGGCGCUCGACCGGCGGCGGAGAGAGCGCCUGGAGGCGACCAAUGGCGCGUCGUCGUCGCUGCUCGCCGCGGGCGUCUACCGAAGCAAGCCCUGUGCAGCGGUCCUUGCGAGGAUCCUGGAGCCCCUGUACGAGGUGGAGAGCAGCGCGUACGCGUUCGCAGGCGCGACGGCGGCGGCGGCGUAUCUGCAGGAAGAGUGGCUUUCCGGCGACGAGUACAACGACUUGAUUUUGGCGAUCAAAGACGUCAACAUCUCGACCUUCCCGUACAUCGAGGACGACGACAACAACGGCCUGCUCCCUCUCCUCAGGAACGGCUGUCUGCGCGACGCGCUCAACGUGAGCGCGCAGCUGCUGUUCCGCGCCGUCGGCAGCAGCCUGCCCUCGGCCGGCGCAGCCUCUGGAGAAGUCGCUCGCUCGUGGCAUUGCCAGCAGCAGAGCAACGAGCUCCGCGUGCAGUGCGGCCUCGAGUGCAAAGACAUGCUCAAUCCCUUCAGCGGCCUCGCUGCGGCGCAGCAGCGAGUGGUCUACGAGUACCUGCGACAGACGCUGCAGCUGCGGGAUUGUUACUGUCUCAACUGGGCGAAAGAUCGGGGCACGUUCCCCUCCGUUCCAAACGUGGACGUUGCCUACCUUCUUCAGGCGCUGCUCGCCAGAUCUGGAGCGCCGGAGGCAGCCGGGGGUUCACUGUACCGGACCAACGCGAUCGACGCGCUGCAGCUCCUCUCACGAAUCACCUCCACGGUGACCCGCGACCAGGGGCUAACGCUGCAGCAGUUUGAGCAGGCGCAGUCUCUCGUCGUGCAUCAGCUGCUCCAGCUGUACCGGCACCUGGACUUGGCGCGUCUGAGUCACGCGCGAGGCGGCGUGCUGUUGGUGACGCUGCGUCAUCCGCGGGCGUUUCUGCUGCACCCGACGUACCUGCGGACGUUCGCGCUGCUGUGUGCGCUGAAGCAAGCAGGCGGCGAAGAGGACAAGCGCCUGCCGGUCGUGCUCCACGUGUGCCUCGAGGGGGCACCGGGCGAGACAGGCGAGCGCAGCAUCUUGUUCGCGUGUACGCCGAAUGCAGACGCAGACAACCCGGACCUUUUUCCCUUCGUCUUGCACCUUCUCUUGGCCAGCGGCGACAUGGGCAGAGGGCUGGCGGAGAGCAAGCGCGGGCGGAGACGCCGAGGCGGAGACGGCGACGCGGACUCGGCAGCUGCAGCUGUCGCCCGAUGCGUGAAGCGUGACGGCGGAUGCCCCCACAUGCUCCACGUCAGCGCGGGUCGCCUGGGCGCAGAUGUGCAGAAGCAGAUCGCCGCGGUCUACGUGCGCGAAGUCCGCCGGCGCACGGAGGAGGAGGAAGCUGGUCGCGACGGCGAGGACGACGACGACGACCUCGACUUUGGCGUCGACGACGGCCGAGACUCAGAAGAGCCAGAGGAGGACACCGAAACGGGCGGCGCAGUAAGCCAAGAAGACGACGAAAGAGAGCGAGACGGGCGGAACUGGGUCGCCGAGGGAGAAGAGAGCGAGGAGGAAGACGAGCUCGCCGCGCAAGAGGCGAAGCGCCGCCACAGCGUCAGCGGCGACGCGAGGCGGCAGGCGCGCAGGGGCGACGCGGCCGGGGUCGACGCAGAUUCGGAUGACUAG